Molecule: messenger RNA, 1474 nt
Organism: Racocetra fulgida
Lineage: Eukaryota; Fungi; Glomeromycota; Glomeromycetes; Diversisporales; Gigasporaceae
Source: the annotation of a GenBank genome assembly
AUGUCUUCACAAAACCACAAUGAUAAUGCUUCACAUCAACGAGUAGGGUAUAGGAUUGCUGAUCUGACACAUGCUGUCAUCCAAGCUACUUUCCAGAAUCUUGAAAGUAUAAAAGAGAUUUUUUUACAAAAAAAUAUAGAAAUCGAACAGUUUCAUAAAGAUCAACAACAAAGUGAGAAUAGUAGAAAUUUUGAGAGAUCAACUGAAGUAGCUAAUCUGGAACUCUUCGGUCCCCUAUUUAACAAGGCUAUGAAUAUACCUACUCAAUUGAAUACAGAAAUUGAUCAGUUUCAUAAAGAAAUUAAACUUACAAAUUUAAUCAAAAACCAAAAACAAAAAAUAUUUAAUGACUUCUUAAAUAUUCUUCCUGAAAAAGAACUAGUACGGCAAUUAAUUGUUACUUACUUGGAAUAUAAAAAAGGUGAAAAAAAUCGUGCACCAUCGCUAAAACUAAAAAAAGAAUGCUGUAAAAUUGAAGGAGAACUAGAAGGCAAAUUAGGAGAAGAAUUUGUUGAAAAUUUGCAAUUAAUUCUCAAUGAUUGUGAAGAGUUAGUUAGAUGGGAAACAGAAUUGGAUGAGAUACCUGAAGGUAAAGCUUUUUUAAUUAAAGAGCAAAAAAACAUUUUACAGACUACAGAUGAUAGUAAAAAUAGAAGAUUUGUAGAACAACAUAAAGCAAUUCAUAAAGACCAAAUUAGAAGAAGAGACACAAUUAGUGAAAUGAAAAUAUUAGAACUUAGUACUGAAUUAAAAGUCAGAAGAGAAGAAAUGGAAGAAACCAGAAAAAUGAUCAAUGCCGCAAUAAAUAACCGAUUUGAAAUCUCUGGAUGUAGCUUUUUCAAUGUCAGUGGUAAUUUAACUGGCAAUAUUAAUCAAAUCACUUAUCAAAUCCAAUACAAGCUCAUUGAACUUAAACGAAAAUAUCAAGCAUUAGAUUCAACUAACAAACUCCAAUCAGACCAGCAAAAACUAAAAAAAACUAUACUGGUCUUAGCUGCUAAGCGAAUAUUUGCUACUGCUCGAAAAGAUACUAUCGAUAGUUUAAUUACUAUUUAUAAUAAACUUGAUGACUUUGUCAAAAAAUUUGGUAAAUUAGCUACAUUAACUAGAUAUAUUGGUGAUUUAGAAGAAAUUAUCAGUAUUCUUCCAGGUGGAACAAUCUUUGUCAAAUUAUUAGAGAAAGAUACUCUAGCGAUUAUUAAUAUUUUUAAGAAACAUUCUGCUAUUGAACAUGCUCAGAAGUUUGAAGAUUACUUAGUUGAAGAUAAGAAAGCUCUUACUUUGUUGCAAGAAACUUAUCAAUCUUUAGCUAGUUCAAUUCAAGAAAAUCAGACAAGAAUACGUCCUGUUAUUAGUCAAAUACUUAAAUUAAAUCAAAAUCAUUUUAGCCAAUAUGGAAACUUUUUUACUGGAGAAGAUGGAGAACUUUUGCAAAAAGAGGUUGCUGAACUGUUAAACAACUUAGUUAAUCAAA